Molecule: messenger RNA, 279 nt
Organism: Entamoeba invadens IP1
Lineage: Eukaryota; Evosea; Mastigamoebida; Endamoebidae
Exons: 1
Source: RefSeq, a predicted model, not a curated record
GUCGAGCAGGAUGUGUUCAUUGGCAAAGAAAAAAUGACAAUACACAAACCCCAGCCCAUCCUUGAUUACAACCACAAAAUGGGUGGGGUUGACACUGUGGAUCAGAUGACCAGGUAUUAUAUGUGUAGACAUCGAACAAACAGGUGGAACAUCAGGGCUUUAUAUGAUAUGAUUGAUAUAGCUGCCUUAAACGCGGAUAAAACGUACUCAAAUUACCACCCUUGCAAACGAGUGGAUUUUUUGAACAAUCUUUCUGGUGCUUUAAUGAAAAUGAAAUGA